Molecule: messenger RNA, 507 nt
Organism: Rotaria sordida
Lineage: Eukaryota; Metazoa; Rotifera; Eurotatoria; Philodinida; Philodinidae
Source: the annotation of a GenBank genome assembly
AUGUACGAAGACGACAACGAAUGUUUACCAAUACCUCGACGUUCGUUAGUUAAUCGAAUAGUAAAUCAUUUUGAUUCCGAUAAUGAAAAUUCUCCUUUCGAACAACGACAAUCACGUUUAUUUCUUAAUACCUCUAAUAGUACAGAUAGUGGUGUUGAUGAAAAUAUUCAAACAUCUAUAGAAUUAAUUGCUUUAUAUGAAAAAACAGUUGAAUUAGCUGCAAAAAAUAAAAUCAAUGCAAAAAAUGCAUUUCAUUUUCCAUUUGUUGAACGAUCACCAGAAAUAUUAGACAUUAUUGUAUUUGAUGAUAAAACAGAUUCUUCUCAUGAUCAUCAUGAACCUAAUUUUGUUAAAGCUGGAUCAGUUAUUGAUACAAGAGAUAACAAAAAAUUAACACCACGUAUUAAACCAAAAGCAAGCUCUUAUCUUGUUACAGAUUUAUCAACAAUUUCAAUUCCAUAUGAAUUUGAAUUUCAUCCAUUUCAACCAUCAAAUAUGUGUCGAUAG